AUGGCUGAGCGGUGGAGGGAGCUGCACGGCAGCGACCACUGGGAUAGCCUGCUGGACCCGCUCGACGUCGACCUCCGGCGCUGCCUCAUCAACUACGGCGAGAUGAUCAUGGCGACGUACGAGGCGUUCAUCGCCGAGCGUCGGUCCCCGAACGCCGGCAUGUGCCGGUACCGGCGAGCCGACCUCUUCCGGCGCGUGGAGGUGUCCCACCCGGGCUGGUACGCGGUGACCCGGUACAUCUACGCCACGGCCAGCGCCGACGUGCACGGCAAGGUGCUGCUCCGGCCGCUGUGCCGGAACGGGCGCGCAAGGGAGUGCAACUGGAUGGGGUACGUGGCCGUGGCCACGGAUGAGGGCGCGGCCGCGCUCGGGCGCCGGGACAUCGUCGUGGCGUGGCGCGGCACGCAGCGGGCGCUGGAGUGGGUGGCCGACCUCAAGCUCGCCUUCGCCUCGGCGGCCGGGAUCCUCGGGGCGGAGGGCGCCGACGGCUCCGAACCGUCGGUGCACCGCGGGUACCUGUCGCUGUACACCUCCGCCGACGAAGGCUCGGAGCUGAGCAAGCAGAGCGCCAGGAUGCAGUUCAGUACCGUAGUAAACUGGCUGAGCAGGUAUUGA
This is a messenger RNA of Triticum turgidum subsp. durum (durum wheat), 615 nucleotides long. The record is from the annotation of a GenBank genome assembly. Lineage: Eukaryota; Viridiplantae; Streptophyta; Magnoliopsida; Poales; Poaceae.